CAGCAGGUGCCAACGUCAAUGCCAAUGAAUGGCUUUCGCCCCACCUCUUCGCUGGCUCUCCAUCCUCUGCAUAAGCACAGAUUGAGUUCGUGAACAGGAUGCAAAGCAAAAUGCCAGCAUGUUCGGCGAAGAACUCUGGAACUCGAGACAUGAAGAAUUGAUGAAAUUGGUGGAACGAAAUGCACAGAAAGUGAUACAAAGUUGAAAGUGGUGCACACUGAUCGAUUCGAGAAAUAAACAAUCGCAGCUUGUUCGCCGCAGCGAUUUGGAAGCAACGAGGGAUGGGGAGUCUUCCACCUCAAACCGUGGCCACGCAAGCAACAGGUGUGGAGACCACAGAGGAAGCCGUCCUGACGCUGAGAACUGUGGAGCGGACCAUUCGUGAGGAGCACUUUCCUCAUCACCCGCCUCCUCCUUACGCCAGGCUGAACCACGGCUCCUAUGGCGCCUCCCCGACGAGCGUCAUCAACUCCCAGAACGAGUUCCGUGCCCGGUGGUUCCACCAACCGGACGAGUACCUUCACCGAGGAGAGGGCCUCGCUCCUUCUGACGAUCCUUCCCCCCUACCCGGCAACAUGGAGGCCGAUCUGCGGCGAUCCGUCCAAACUGUCGCCUCCCUAGUUAAUGCCGACCCGUCUGAAAUUUGCCUGGUGGACAAUGCGACAACCGGGGCAGUCAUCGUGGCCCAGGACGUGUUGUUCGGCUUUGUGACCGGUAGGUUCCGCCGGGGUGACGUCGUGCUGAUGGCAGACACCGGGUACAACGCCGUGAAGAAGCUUCUCGAGCGGUACGUCGUGGGCGCGGGGGGCGAGCUCGUGUUCGUCGACAUGCCGUUCCCGGUGCACUCCCUCGAGCAGAUCUUGGACGCGUAUAGGAAGACGGUCGAAGCCGUCCGAAAGCGGGAUCCCCCUGUCCGAAUCUGCUUCGCGGCCGUCGACCACAUCUCCUCGCUCCCGAUGGUCGUACUGCCGUUGAAAGAACUCGUGGAAGUGCUCCACGGGUACGAGAUCCCGGUCUUCGUCGACGGCGCGCACGGGAUCGGGAACGUUCGUCUGGACAUGGCCGAAAUCGGCGCCGACUUUUACGUCAGCAACCUGCACAAGUGGCUGCUGUGCCCCCCGCCCGUGGCGUUCUUCCACGCCAAGAAGGAGCACUCGCCCCGGUUGCACCACCCGGUCACCUCUCACAACCUGAACCGGGGGCUGUUUCUAGAAUCCGCCUGGGUGGGUACCCGGGACUACAGCGCGCAGCUGUGCGUCCCAUCCGCAGUCGAGUUUAUUCACACCGUACUCGGGGGGGUGGAUAUGAUGAUCGACAGCAACACGAAAGCAGCGCUUGAGAUGGGACGGAUGCUCGCGGGCGCGUGGGGCACGGGGCUCGGCGCCCCCCCGGAAAUGCAGUGUUCGAUGGUGAUGGUCGGACUGCCGGACGCGUUCGGCGUGAAUUCGUUCGAAGACUCGCUCCGGCUGCGGACGCGGCUCCGGGACGAGUGGCAGGUGGAGGUGCCGCUGUAUUAUCUGCCCGAGGAGAAGCGCAAGCGCGCUCGGGAGGUCGCGGCGGGGCUGACGGAGAGCACGGAGGUGUGGGUCGGGCGGAGCUACGCGCGGGUCUCGCACCAUGUGUAUAACGAUCGGCAAAACUAUGAGAGGUUGCGAGACGCGGUGCUUGCGCUUGCAAAAGAAGCCUCCGAGCAUUGACGUUGUUAGUGACGUGGCUGUUUCAGGAGGAAGCGGAGCACCAAUACAUGAGCAAUAUCGAGAGGGAUAAGGUAUGUGUAACAUAUGACAACCGAGAGUUUAGUUGAAGCCUUUAUAAACCUCUUAGUGCUUUGUGACAUAGAAUACCUGUACAUACGUGGCGAACAAGAACUGUUUCGACUCAACCUUUGAAGCGGACGGGCCAGACCUUGAUUAAGGAAUUCUCUACUCUCGGACGACACCAGUGGCGGCCCGGAAGUUCCUCAUUUAAAGCUUACGGGAUCGCACGAGCCUGCGAGCCGAAGUACAACGAUGAGUUUCCAACUUAGGUCUGCAUAUAGAAAAUAAUUCGCCACGUGCUUG
This is a messenger RNA of Klebsormidium nitens, 2060 nucleotides long. The record is from the annotation of a GenBank genome assembly. Lineage: Eukaryota; Viridiplantae; Streptophyta; Klebsormidiophyceae; Klebsormidiales; Klebsormidiaceae.